GCUGCAGAUGAAUGGCAGUGAUGACUGCACAACAACUUGAACGUACUUAGUACUAUUGGUUAAGAUGAUAAAUUUAAAGCGUGUUUACCACAUUAAAAGAAAAAAAUUUUAAACGGUGAUAAGAAUAAUCCACAUCAAUCAAAACCAGUAGGAACAGGAGAAACUCAAGACUAGCCCAGCCUUAACACAACUUGACCACCAGGCAGUGGAAACAGGAAACCAAAGGCGUGGCAAGGGCAGGCCUCUGGGGCUCUGCACAGGGCGAGGAUGUGGGGAAGCCACAGGUUAAAGACGGUCACCAGCCACCCACUGGUCAGGCUGCCACUGCGCAAGCGCAUAUCGCGGCUCCCGCCGAGGCUCCUUUUAAACGUACCCGGAAGUGACGUCUGUAAAGCUGAGACUCGCUUAGGGACGCGCUGAGUCUUUGGCACAAGUGAGCGGUGUUCUGACUGCGGUCCAGGGGCUGCUAUGAGCUGCACCAUCGAGAAGAUUCUGACAGACGCUAAGACUCUAUUGGAAAGGCUGAGGGAGCACGAUGCGGCCGCCGAGUCACUAGUGGAUCAGUCGGCGGCUCUGCAUCGGCGGGUGGCCGCUAUGCGGGAGGCGGGAACAGCGCUUCCGGACCAGUAUCAAGAGGAUGCAUCCGAUAUAAAGGACAUGUCCAAAUACAAACCUCACAUUCUGCUGUCCCAAGAGAAUACACAGAUUAGAGACUUGCAGCAGGAAAACAGAGAGCUAUGGGUUUCCUUGGAGGAACACCAGGAUGCUUUGGAACUCAUCAUGAGCAAAUACCGGAAACAGAUGUUACAAAUAAUGGUUGCUAAAAAAGCAGCGGAUGCUGAACCAGUCCUGAAAGCUCACCAGUCUCACUCUGCAGAAAUUGAGAAUCAGAUUGACAGAAUCUGUGAAAUGGGAGAAGUGAUGAGGAAAGCAGUUCAAAUGGAUGAUGACCAGUUUUGUAAGAUUCAGGAAAAACUAGCGCAAUUAGAGCUUGAAAAUAAGGAACUUCGAGAAUUAUUGUCCAUCAGCAGUGAGUCUCUUCAGGUCAGGAAGGAAAGCUCAGUGGACACUGCUUCCCAAGCCAUCAAAUAAUUCAACUUCUGAAUAAUGCCUGGAGAUUGUUUAUCAAGGAAGGAAGUUAAUAACUCUAUUCGAGUAUUGUCCGUUCAGUGUCUUGCCUCAGACUUGAUUUAAUGUUGAUUAAAUGUAUCAAGUGGCAAUUUAGAAUUUGCAGUCAAAAGUAGCUGUCCACUAAAUAGUUUUAAGGUGUGUUAGUAAAAGUACCCACUGAGUUUCACUAUUCCUUUCUGUAAGAGACUUAAUUUUCAUUUCCGGGAACUUGAUUUAUAUAAACUGUGUUUUAAGUUCAUUUUUGUUCUUUCAUAUCUCUGAAACUUAUAGCAUUUUGUUAUAAGCCAGCAGUUUUAUUUUAUAUCAGAUUAUAAAUUGCAAUUCCAAAAAAAUUUUAAAAACAGAUUAUCUUUGUAGGUCUGUUUGGCAUAAACCUGGAUUUUUUUCCACUUGAAAAAAUAAGACAGUUCCACAGAAGUUGAUUGCCAGAUUCUCUAAUUUGUAACAUCAUUCACCUUUUAUGAAGUUUUAAGUCUCUCUGGUGCUAAGAGUUGGCACAUUAUGGCCUGGUGUCUUUACUCUUGAGAUAACCUAUUGCUAGUCCCCACAAAAUAUACUUGAAAGUAAGUCAACUGUUUGUUUAUUUCCAGUGGUAGUAUAAUCAUCAUAUUGUUCAAAGAAUGUUGAAAAAUUUGUUCUGUGUAUGUGUAUGCACGUACAUGUGCUUAGUUCAGAUGCUGAAAGUAAAUUUCAUUUAUUCUGUU
Molecule: messenger RNA, 1835 nt
Organism: Odocoileus virginianus texanus
Lineage: Eukaryota; Metazoa; Chordata; Mammalia; Artiodactyla; Cervidae
Gene: SIKE1
Product: suppressor of IKBKE 1
Source: RefSeq, a predicted model, not a curated record